This is a messenger RNA of Symbiodinium pilosum, 1857 nucleotides long. NCBI's taxonomy places the organism in Eukaryota, Dinophyceae, Suessiales, Symbiodiniaceae. The record is from the annotation of a GenBank genome assembly.
GUGCAGCGCGUUCAGACGCAGUUUUUCGACCGAGUGGUCUCAAUACGCUUCUUGGAGGCAUCCUGUGGCUACGGAUGUCUUCUUUUCUGGAGGAAUGACCUCGCGGAGAAGUGGGACAAUCUUGGAUUUUCCAUCCGUCCCCUGAACGGACAUGUCAGGUAUACCUGGUCUGAUGGAAAUUGGGACUCCGGAGUGUUUGUGCCCGCUCCGUACCAGCUCAUGCACAUCAAUGCAGGAGCUUUGCACUACGGGGUGUCUUGCUUCGAAGGCAUGAAGGCCUUCUCCUGUAAAGACGGAAAGAUCCGGUUGCUGAAUCCGGAGCUCAAUGCCAAGCGAAUGCAGAAGGGUGCUGGUGCUUUAUUGAUGCCAGAGGUGCCCACCGACAUGUUUGUGACAGCAGUCAUGGAGGCUGUGCAACGAAACAAGGAGUUUGUACCUCCCUAUGGCAACAAUGCUUCUAUGUAUGUGCGCCCUCUCCUUUUUGCCAGCGGGCAAAUGCUGGGCCUGGCGCCUUUAGCCAACGAGUACACGUUCUUUGUCACAGUACUUCCGGCCGGGGGAUAUUUCGGGAAAGGCAGCGAGGUGGGCGUCAAGGCUCUGGUGAGUAGCGAUCAUGAUCGAGCAGCACCUAAAGGCCUUGGAUCCGUCAAGGCUGCAGGCAACUACGCAGCGGACCUCUCCCCCGUUCAUGGAGCUCAUGCUCAGGGCUACAACACGACGCUGUACCUCGAUGCCAAGGAGCGGAAAUACGUGGAGGAGUUCUCAGUUUGCAAUUUCGUGGGCAUCACAAAGGACGGACGCUACGUCACUCCGAAAUCUGACACGAUUCUGCAAUCCACCACUAACAUCAUGCUCCAGCAGCUGGCACGGGAUCGUGGGAUGAUUGUAGAGGAGAGGCCCAUCGAUUUCCAUGAGGAGAUCUCGAAUUUCAAAGAGAUUGGUAUGUGCGGCACUGCUGCCGUGGUGGUGAAGGUGAAUUCAAUUCGGCACGGAGACACUGUGUAUGACUUCAAUGAUUUCGACACAAUGGCCAGUCUGCGAAGCCAGCUCACAUCCAUCCAGUGUGGAGAGUUGGAGGACAAGCACGGCUGGAUGAAGGAAGUGUGCGACUCUGUCGGCGACACCUACUCCGAGGAAUUUCCGCCCCUCGUGGCAUCUUUGGCCCCAGGCAUGGUGACCGCAGAGGCCAAGGGUAGCGUGCAGAAGCUGGGCAGCGAAGCCAUGCAUGGCUUGGAGCGAUCCUUGCUGGAGCAUGUCGUCAAGACUGCCCAACCCGGAAACCCAGAGAGUGUUAUUGCAGCCAUGGACGCCUUCUGGAACAAGACGUUUCAGGCCCAAGGAGCAGAGAAGUGGAACGUGAGGGGUCAGAAAAUCGAGGAGAAAGUCCAGGAGAAGGUGAAGUUGAAGGCAGAUUCCCCACACCCUGUGCGCUGCUUGGAGAUGGGUACCUACUGUGGCUACAGCGCCCUUCGAAUAGCCCGCAAUCUGCCAGAGGAUGGCAAGCUUCUGAGUGUGGAGAAGGAUGAGCUGUUCGCGGCAAUUGCGACAAAGAUCAUCGAGUUUGCUGGUAUGGACUCAAAGGUGAAGAUUUGGAUGGGCACUGUUCACUCUGAGCUGAUCAACAUCACGGAAAGGAUGGAAAGGCAGCCGGCUGAUUUUGUCCUAGUGGAUCAUUCAAAGGAGAGAUAUGUCCCUGACCUGAAGUUGCUCGAAGACUGUGGUGUCCUCGACAAGUCGACAACAGUGGUUGGCGAUGUCGAGGUCUAUCCCGGCGACGAAAGGUUGCCAAAGGCCAUCCAGCAGGAAAUCAGUGAGUAUUUCAGCGACAGAGAGUUCGCGCUGGCCACAAUGGUCUAG